AUGGCUUUUGUUUCUUCAUCAUUAAUGAAACAAUACAUAAAUAGCUUAAAAUUUAAAACAUAUGUGUUAGAUUGGAUAGUUGCACUUAUAUUGGCAUUAUAUUUUUUUUUAAUAGCAGAACAUGCAAAGCCCUUCAACAGACAAUUUUCAAUUGAUGAUUUGACAAUAUCACAUCCAUUUGCAAUUAAGGAAAGAGUUUCAGGACCAGCUUGUAUUAUAAUAGCUUCAUUAUUACCAUCUACUGUAAUUGCAUCAAUUUUAGCUUUCAAACAUUUUACAGGAAAAGUAGAUUCAAAAUUGGAGAUGCUCCAUACUUUUCAAAUCAGCAUUUUAGGAUUAACCAUUUCAAUUUUUUUGGACGGAAUUAUAACAGAUAUUUUAAAAAAUUGGAUUGCUAGACCUCGACCAGAUUUUUUAGCAAGAUGUGGAGUCAGUAUCGAGAAUAGAGUAAAUUCAGAGUUAUUAGAUAUUAGUGUUUGCACAGCACCAUAUGGACAAGUCGCACUUAUAGAUGGUAUGAGAUCAACCCCAUCUGGUCAUUCAUCAAUUAGUUUUGUUGCAUUUUUGUAUUUAAGCUUAUGGCUCCUAGGUCAAUUUAAAUUAAUACUGAUAACGCCUCAACCUAUAUAUAAAUAUUUAUUAGCUUUUUCACCAUUAUUACUUGCCUCAUACAUUGCAUUAAGUAGAGCACAAGAUUACAGACAUCACUUUAUUGAUUUAAUAUUAGGUUCAAUUUUGGGUUGUAUAAUUGCUUGGUUUGUUUAUCAUCAUUAUUGGAAUAAUAUAUUUCUGAAAAAUUGUGAUUCACCAAAAUUCGCAGACGAAAAUGAAGAAUCCAUUUUACCACGGUAA
This is a messenger RNA of Lodderomyces pseudojiufengensis, 852 nucleotides long. RefSeq names its product phosphatidate phosphatase (gene DPP2). The coding region runs from base 1 to 852 and encodes 283 amino acids. Gene Ontology annotation, molecular function: phosphatidate phosphatase activity. The transcript has a single exon. Gene Ontology annotation, biological process: phospholipid metabolic process. The record is from RefSeq and is a predicted model, not a curated record. Lineage: Eukaryota; Fungi; Ascomycota; Pichiomycetes; Serinales; Debaryomycetaceae.